Molecule: messenger RNA, 486 nt
Organism: Protopolystoma xenopodis
Lineage: Eukaryota; Metazoa; Platyhelminthes; Monogenea; Polystomatidea; Polystomatidae
Source: the annotation of a GenBank genome assembly
AUGGUAAAGCGCCUGGCCCUCCUUGAAACUCACAUCAUCCUUGACCCAAGGGAACUUGUUGCGAUAAAGCGCAUUUGUGAACUUGUUGAGAUUACACGUUGCAUUGUCAUGGUUCGAGUCCAGUUGAAUAAAUCUGGAUAUGUCUGUCGGGUCCCACUUUAUCUUACCAAGGGACUCGCUCAAGUCCAGAUCAAAUUAGCUAGAAUUCUCACAAAUGGCUUAUCAUCUGACCAACUGGACCUGCUGAAUGAGGUGCAUGAUGUAUUGGCUGAGUUGACAUCAGAUAUUUCUCAGAUUUCGCCCGAUACCUGUUCGGGCCUCGGAAGAAAUGCUACUGCUUCUAAUCUGAACAGCCAAUUUACAUCUAAAAUGUCGAGUAUAGUUUACAGACCUGACAGUGCACUUGUCCUUGCGAAAAUGGCGAUUAUCAACAUGGAAUGUAAGUUUGUCUCCGUUGAGAGUGAGGUUUUUUCCACAGCAACUUGA